This is a messenger RNA of Humulus lupulus (European hop), 3800 nucleotides long. Its product is annotated as ATP-dependent DNA helicase SRS2-like protein At4g25120. Gene Ontology annotation, cellular component: nucleus. NCBI's taxonomy places the organism in Eukaryota, Viridiplantae, Streptophyta, Magnoliopsida, Rosales, Cannabaceae. The record is from RefSeq and is a predicted model, not a curated record. Gene Ontology annotation, biological process: recombinational repair. The transcript has 29 exons. Gene Ontology annotation, molecular function: ATP binding; 3'-5' DNA helicase activity; DNA binding. The coding region runs from base 100 to 3579 and encodes 1159 amino acids.
AGUUAGGCCGCCCUAAGAAAGGCCCAAUGUUUGAAUGAAAGCAGAGCAGAGAGUCUAGGUGGGAGUUGGGAGGGAAAAGACGUUCGGAAAAGUGUCGAAAUGUGGAGCAGCGGUGGAUCAUCAUCAUCAUCGUCAACCAUUACGCCGGAGCAAAGAGCCAGAAUUACCCGAAAUUUCAGAGCUGCCAAAGCUCUCCUUUCUCGUAAACGCCCUCGAAACGACACCCCUUUAUCCCCUCUUCCCAUUCCCAAAAAAGUUUCAGAUGAAAAUGAAGGCAGGGAGACCCCAGUUAGGGGUUUCAGUACAAUCAAGAGGGUUCCUCUUGCCGAUAUUCCAGUGAAUACGCCGCCCCAUUUUGCUGGGCACAAUUCGUCAUUAAUUGGCCAUGAAAAACAUAGUGGCGGUUGUUCUCGUGGGGGCUUAAGUGUUAGUCGAAAUGAAAAUGUUUCUUUAGAGAAUGUGUGUGCAUUGGAUUCAUUUACAACCCCUUUGAAACAAUCGGCAUGUCCGAGGUUAUCUACUGAUUCGUGCUCAGUUCCUAGUUUUGUAAAUGGGGGUGAUGACGAUGAUGAUUUUGAUGAGUCCAUUUUGGAAGAAAUUGAUGCCUUGUGUGAGCAGAAAUCCAUGGAAAGAACUGAAAGGCCAGACCCAAGUUGCAACGCUAUCGUCACUAGUGAGCAUAGUAAUGGUAAGGAUGAUGGGGAUGGUGGUGGUGAUAGUGGUGGUGGUGGUCAUCCUAAUACCAGCUCUGUGGAGAUGGAAAAUAUGGGUAUUUUUGGAUUUGGAAAUGAUGGGGAAUGCAAAGAAGAAGACGGGUUGUCUAAUACACAGAGUAUAAAAAUUGGAAGCAUGCCAAGUGAGUUUUCAAAAUAUAUGCUGUCUUUAAAUGACAGGCAACGUGAAGCUGCUUGUUGUGAAAUUUCUAAGCCUUUAAUGAUUGCUGCUGGCCCCGGAAGUGGAAAGACUUCAACAAUGGUCGGGAGAGUUCUUAUGCUGCUUCAUGAGGGUAUUAGUCCAUCAAAUAUUUUGGCAAUGACUUUUACUACAGCAGCAGCUUCUGAGAUGAGAGAACGUAUUGGAAAAGUGGCCGGGAAAGCAGUAGCUAAAGAACUCACAAUCAGCACAUUCCACUCUUUUUCCUUGCAGCUUUGUCGAUCACACGCAGAAAAAAUUGAGCGCAGAUCAGAUUUCUUAAUAUAUGGGCAUGCACAACAAAGAAGGGCAGUUAUAGAGGCGGUGCGGAUAUUCGAAAAUGGAAAGAGUAACAAAAAGAUUGACUCUCGGAUAUUAGGUGAAGAGGCUAAUGGGAUAACUUCUCCACAGUAUUUUAAGGAUAUGUCAAAGAAAUGGCAGAAGUUUGUGACUCAGGCUAAAGCUUCUGGAAAGACUACUGCGGAGUGCUUCAAAAUGGGGGAUGAAAUGGGGGCCACAAUUCUUGGGAACUACAAUGAUAUAUUAAGGUCUUGUAAUGCAUUGGACUACCACGACUUAAUUAGCUGUUCUGUGAAGCUGCUUACUGAUUAUCCUGAAGUGUUCAGGGAGUGCCAGGAGUCUUGGAAAGCCAUAGUAAUUGAUGAGUUUCAAGAUACAAGUGCCAUGCAAUACAGUCUUCUUAAAAUGCUUUCAUCUCACAAUCACAUAACUAUUGUUGGUGACGACGACCAGUCCAUUUUCAGUUUCAAUGGAGCUGAUAAUUCUGGAUUUGAAUCGUUUCGUAAAGAUUUUCCAAAUUACAAAGAGAUCAGACUGAAUAAGAACUAUAGGUCCACUCGUUAUAUUGUUGAAGCCGCAUCCUCUGUUAUACAAAAUAAUAUGAAGCGAUGCCGAUUAAAGAAUGUUGACACAGAUAAUUCAUGUGGAUCAAAGAUAAUCAUCAAAGAAUGCCACAGUGAGGAUGCACAAUGCGCUUUCAUCAUUGACAAGAUUUUUGAAUCUGCCACUAUUGAUUCAACUGCUAAGUGCUCCUAUGGAAACAUUGCAAUUCUUUACCGGAGGCAGGUAUCUGGGAAAGUCUUCCAAGCAUCCUUUAGAGAACGAAAAAUUCCAUUUAACGUUCAUGGGGUGGCCUUUUAUCGGAAAAAGGUAGUCCAAGCAAUUAUUGCUAUGCUUAGAACUACAUUGCCAUUUUGUGAUGAUGGACCGUAUCGUCGAGUCUUCAAGGCUUUACUUCCUUUAGAGAAAGAGGAAAAAAAGAGGGUUAUUGAACAUAUUGACAAAGUUUCAAACGCUAGAAAAUGCAGCUUUAUUUCAGCUGCUUGCGAUAUCUUUAGUGCAAAAAUUUCUGGUACCUUUAAAAGAAGUCAGCUCACACAAGGGCGGAAGGUGUUGAUAACGCUGGAGAUGAUUUCAAAACUAGUGAGCAGGGAACAAUCAAUUUCAGUUGUCAUUACCUCAGUGGCAAACAUGGUACCUCAGAAAUACCUUCUUGAGCAGCGGGCAGUUGUUGAUGUUGAUGCAGGAAAAUAUCUCAACGAAGAUAAUGAUAUCAGAUCUGUUCUUCAGUUCCUUUUGGAUGAUGUAUCUGAAUUCUUAUCUACUAGAUGUGUUCCAGCAGAAGGGGAGAAAGAGCUAGAAGAAGAGAAAGGCUGUCAUAGUGUACUUAAGGCUUUUAUAGAUCUUAUAUCUGAGCGGGAGACGGAAAAUUUUCGUUCUCGAAGAGAGGAUAACAGAAAUUCUGUCACCUUAACUACCAUCCAUCAGUCAAAAGGUUUGGAAUGGGACACGGUUUUCAUAGUUAAGGCAAAUGAAUCUGAGAUUCCAUUGCUACAUGAGUUUAAUGGUGCAGCAAAGGAAAAUGGGACCUCGGUUGAGGAGGAGCGUCGUUUGUUUUAUGUUGCAAUGACACGUGCUCGAAAGAAAUUGUUUGUUCUGUAUGUUUCAAUGGAUUCCAGUUUCCAGAUACUUCGACCUUCACGAUUUCUCAAUGAAAUUCCAGAACAUCUUCGAGAGGUUCAGGGAGAACUAUGUAUACAGCUACAAAAUAAGCAUCGUGACUGUUCAAAAGGUGCAGACCAAAUCAUGGUUGGUCCACCUAACAGACUGGAAUCGAUUGAAACAGAUACAAAUCCAGAUGACUUGGUCCAAAUCAAAGUGAGUGAUGAUCAAAUCGAGUUCGUAGAAUCCUUGGAGGCAGGCAAUGGAAAUAUUUUCUUAAAAAGAUUUGAUGUUGAAGAGAGAUCAAUUGUAUCUCAUGUAUUUCACCAGUGGGCUAAGAAGAAAGCAUUUCAAGAUCCUAAGAGGUUGCUUGAUAAGGUUGGCUUUGUAAUCGAUGAGCGCCUACGAGUAAAGAACAACAAGCACAAGGACGUCUUGCGCUUGCUAAAGUCAUUCUUGAAAUGUGAUGAAGCAUUUCAAUUUGCGGAGUAUGUUUUGAGAUGGGAAAAAAUCCCUGCUGAAAGGCGUGCUCAUUUGAUGCGGGAAAAACAGGAGCAUUUCCUGAAAUUAAAGAUUGAGAACUCAAUGGGUUCAUCAGCACCAACAGUCAAACAGAUCUCUUAUCUGCAAAGUUUGGGCUGCACUGUGGCCCCUACAUCACGUCUCCAUGCUUCUCAUCUGAUUGAGCAAUACAAAUCAUUGUGAUUGGAGUUUGUUUGUUUAUUGAUGGUUGGUGUUCACAUUUCAGAAGCUAUGGGUAAAUUUUGGUCUGGUUAUCAAUGUAUCUUAUGUUGUGCUUGUAUCAAUUAAUGUUGUAAAUGACCAUUUUUUUGGGUAGCUAUAACCCCUUUUUGCAUGAAUCUGUGUAAAAAUUAUAAUUGCCAAACAAUGAUAAUCUAAUCACAACAGCUGUGGCUUUAAAAAUA